This is a messenger RNA of Aphanomyces astaci, 492 nucleotides long. RefSeq lists its product as hypothetical. The record is from RefSeq and is a predicted model, not a curated record. Lineage: Eukaryota; Oomycota; Saprolegniomycetes; Saprolegniales; Verrucalvaceae. The coding region runs from base 1 to 492 and encodes 163 amino acids. The transcript has a single exon.
AUGGCUGCACCCGGCACUACGACCAAUACGCCAGCUACCACGAUGGCUGCUCCAUUAACUACGACAGAUGCACCCAGCACCACCACGGCUGCACCUAGCACCACCACGGCUGCACUUAGCAUCACCACGGCUGCACCUAGCAUCACCACGGCUGCACCUAGCACGACUACAUCAGCUCCAGGCACCACAACGAAUGCGCAUGCUAGCACGACGGCUACUCCUACGACUACCACGGAUGCACCUCGCACCACCACAACUGAGCCCAGCACCACCACCAACACGCCUGUUGUCACCACAGCUGCACCUAGCUCCACCACAACUGAGCCCAGCACCACAACGGCGGUUCCAGGCACUACGACCAACGCUGCGUACACCACCACUAAGGCUCCUUGUACAACGACUGUGAAGCCUUGCACGACUAAGUUCAGGACACGUCCGUCGACGACGAAAUUUUUGCGCACAACCAAUUCUCCGUCCGUCACUGGUUCCUAA